UGGUCAUCUCCAAGUAAGAAGCCAUUUGGCAUAAAUAACAUUCCUGAUCUGCAAUAGGAAUUAAGGGGAGAGAAAUAGAGACUGAGACUUUUGGCCAAUAAGAAAAGUCAAGCUUAGAGUUUGCCUUUUGGGACAGACUGUUACAUGCUGCUGGAGGCAACCAGAUGUGACCGAGUUGUCUUUUUAUUUGUUUAUUUAUUUAUUUAUUUUUCUUUAAAGCUUGAGCUUUGAAGCUGGGAAGACAGGCAGAACUAAAAGCUGUGCGGAAUCUGCAUUGGUCACGUCUCCUGGACUCCUUAUUUGCUUUCCCCAAAGCUCCAAGCCAAGCUUUCCUGCUCAGCUAGGACAUUUAGUGUAAAUGAGCAGGAUGGCCGUAUCCCUAAGAUGUAUGGUCUGUGUCAAGUACCUCAUGUUUCUGUUCAACCUUAUUUUCUGGCUCGGAGGUUGUGGCCUCUUUGGAGUGGGGGCAUGGCUAGCAAUCACUCAAGCUCCCUUUGCCACUCUCUCAUCCUCCUUCCCAUCCCUCUCUGCGGCCAAUCUCUUUCUGGUAUUGGGUGCUGUAACCAUGGUGAUAGGAUUUAUUGGCUGCCUGGGUGCUGUGAAGGAGCACCGCUGUCUCCUGAUGAUGUUCUUUGUAAUUUUGCUCACCAUCUUCAUUGCUGAAAUUGCACUGGGGAUUAUGCUGUACGCCUUCAAAGACAAGUUUGACCAAUUUGCAAUGGAGGACCUGAAGAAUGGAAUGAAGCACUAUGGGAAAAAGGAAGAAGUGGGCUUGUCUGUCGCCUGGGACCAAGUUCAAACUGGUUUUAAAUGCUGUGGAGUGUCAAAUAAAAGUGAUUGGAUUUCUGACAAUAUGACAUCUGUGCCCCAUUCUUGCUGCAACAGAGAUACAGAUCAGUGUCAGCAUUGGGAAGAGGGAUGUUACAACAAAGUACAGGAAUGGCUGAUGAGUAACAUCACAUCCGUGUUGAUCUUUGUCGGCUGCAUCAGCAUUGUCCAAGUCCUGGCAUUGGCAUUUUCCCUGUUUAUGUAUUGUCAAAUACGAAAAGCAGAGAAGUUUAUGGAAUGAACCUAGGGAGCUGUGAUUACCUGAACUCCCAUUCUAAAACCUUUAAUGACUUAUAGCAACCUCCGGACUAUAUGAGGCCAUUUUGCUCCUGGCAAAAUGAACAAAAAGAAAAAAAAACAA
Messenger RNA from Erpetoichthys calabaricus (reedfish), 1189 nucleotides. It is a transcript of the gene tspan4b, whose product is annotated as tetraspanin 4b. Lineage: Eukaryota; Metazoa; Chordata; Cladistia; Polypteriformes; Polypteridae. The transcript is spliced from 8 exons. The record is from RefSeq and is a predicted model, not a curated record. The coding region runs from base 359 to 1069 and encodes 236 amino acids. Gene Ontology annotation, cellular component: membrane.